GGCCUCGGGGACAGGGAGCGGGCCAAGUGGGAUGAGCACACCCUUGGCUCCCACAGACCUGCUGGCCGGGCACCUGUCGGCUGGGGGCCCGCCCGCCAGCUCCACACCCGGGCCUCCGGGCAUCAUCUCGCUCUUCUCCCUGAUGGUGCCAUUCCCACCGUGCUGGGGACACUCAAGCCCCUUGGCCAAGGGCACCCGUUGUAGGUGGCCUGGUCUAGACCGACUCUGGCCUGCCUGGCUGGGACACUGAGCCCUGGGUGGUCCAGCAGCCACUGUGGCCCCGGAGAGGAGAAGUCUGCCGCGGCCUGUGGCCUUCCCCUCCGCACGCCCUCCCGGCCGACCGCCGUCCUGGAGAAGCUCCUAAGGUCGGCCGGGCUCUCCUCUCAAAGCCAGGGGUCCCAGGGCCACCCCCCAAGCGUGGGCAGGCUCUCCCCACGUGGGUCUGGGAGGGGAGGCGGAGGGGGCUCUGGCCUCACGCAGAGGAAGCCCAAAGCCAGAUGUAUGGCCAGGCUCCUUGGGUGUGCUGAGCAGACAAGAGCGGCCCCCCACGUCCUGCUGGCCCGGCCUCGGGGGCAUGGCAGAGUCCGGCUGGAGGGAAGUACCAGGAGCCCUGCCUGCCGGAAGAGCAGCUGCCACCGUUGUCCGGGGGAAUGACAGAGCCCCCUUCUCCAGGCGCGGGCCAUGUUCAGCCCCAGGGAGCUGCUGCUGCUGUGGUUCCUGGUGCUGGUGGUGGGUGGCACUGAGCACGUCUUCGGGCCUGGCCGCAGGGUGUGUGCUGUCGGGGCUCCCCGGGGGCCCGAGUCAGAAUCCUUCGUGCAGCGAGUGUACCAGCCCUUCCUCACCACCUGUGACGGGCACCGAGCCUGCAGCACCUACCGGACCAUCUACAGGACUGCCUACCGCCGCAGCCCUGGGCCGGCUGCCCCCAGGCCCCGCUACGCCUGCUGCCCGGGCUGGAAGAGGACCAGCGGGCUCCCCAGGGCCUGCGGAGCAGCGAUAUGCCGGCCACCAUGCCAGAACGGAGGGACCUGCGUCCAGCCAGGCCGCUGUCACUGCCCUGCAGGAUGGCGGGGUGACACCUGCCAGACAGGCGUGGACAGCGCCGUCGAGGAGGAAGUGCAGAAACUCCGGUCACGGGUGGACGUCCUGGAGCAGAAGCUGCAGCUGGUGCUUGCCCCACUGCACAGCCUGGCCUCGAGGGCCCUUGAGCAUGGGCUCCCGGACCCCAGCAGCCUCCUGGCUCACUCCUUCCAGCAGCUGGACCGCAUCGACUCUCUGAGCGAGCAGAUCUCCUUCCUGGAGGAGCAGCUAGGGUCCUGUUCCUGCAAGGAGGAGCUGUGACAGGUGGCCCGAGUCCUUGGCUCUGGCUACUGAGACACUUGCCCACUGUGCUGGGUCAGGCAGGAGGGGGGUUUCGAGCCAAAGCAGGGUGGCAGGAGAGGUCCUCCUAGGUGUGAUCCUGCCGGAGCUGGGCCAGCAGCAGCGAGCGGGCCCGUGGCUGGGGGUGGGAGUCACGAGUCUUGCUCGCCGGGCAGCAUGUUGGGGGACUGCUCAUCUGUGUCCGAAUAAAACGAAGGUUCAGGA
This is a messenger RNA of Mustela erminea (ermine), 1584 nucleotides long. It is a transcript of the gene EGFL7, whose product is annotated as EGF like domain multiple 7. Gene Ontology annotation, molecular function: signaling receptor binding; calcium ion binding. The transcript is spliced from 9 exons. Gene Ontology annotation, cellular component: extracellular region; cell surface. Gene Ontology annotation, biological process: anatomical structure development. The record is from RefSeq and is a predicted model, not a curated record. The coding region runs from base 575 to 1279 and encodes 234 amino acids. Lineage: Eukaryota; Metazoa; Chordata; Mammalia; Carnivora; Mustelidae.